AUGCUGGAACGGCUAAAUCAAGCAUUCAAAAGCCUUGAGGAGGUCACCGACGAAAUGCACUUGUACGAUAACGUUGAGGGUUUCGAGGAUCCUACCGAAGACUUCCAAACGUAUGAGGAGAAGUAUUUGCACGCGCUUACCUUAUUCGCGUCGUUAAAGAGCGACCUUCAGCCAAGCGCCAUACCGCAAGCGGAUCACAACAUGGCCACAUUGCUGCAACACCAAAGUGAGUUCCUACAGCGACUUUCUGAGAACGGAACAUCUACCUUAGCCACGCCGCCGCCUGCUGCAGUUUCUUUAACUGAAAAUCCGUUGCCGAAAAUCCACAUAAAACCCUUUGGUGGAGACUACAAGGAAUGGCCAGCCUCUAAGGACAUUUACGAGAGCACCGUCCACAACAAGACUCAUCUGGGAAAGAUUCAAAAGUUCCACUUCCUAAAAUCUUUCAUAGUUGGUGAAGCAACCAAUCUGCUCAGUCACAUGUCCAUUACGGAAUCAGCUUAUGAUUCAGCAUGGGAACGCCUCAACGAACGCUAUAACCGCCCAAGGCAUAUCGUGAACUCCUUACUGGACACCUUCAUGGAACUGGUUGCUGCCCCCAACGGCGAAGUCUCUAAUCUACGCAAACUUACUGAUGGCGCCAAUGAAAUCAUUCGUGGGCUAGAUGCAGUUGGGGAGACCAGCCGUGACUGCUGGGUGAUUCAUCUUGUACUGGCUAAAAUUGAUCCCGACUCCAGAAGGAAGUGGAUAGAGGAUACCAGAGGCGCUGCGACGCCAACCGUUACAGACUUGUUUAAAUUCCUUGAUGAUCGUUGCGAGGAUUUUGAAUUAAGCCAAGCUACACCGGCAAUCAAACUUGAUCCUGGCAGUCACACAGACAAGCCUGCCAAAACGAAGCGCGCACUUAUUGCAGUGAACAGUGGCAAUUGUGGUAAGUGUGGCUCUGCUGACCAUCAGCUAUAUAGAUGCUCUCAAUUUCAAAAUCUGAACAUCGAACAUCGGCGCUCCUUUGUGAAAGGAAAGUCGCUUUGCUUCAAUUGCCUACGCCCUGGCCACCGGUCUUCGCAAUGUAAAUCGAAACAUUCGUGCAAGCACUGCAAUGGCCGUCAUCAUUCUCUUGUACAUCCUGAAAACAUGGAUUCCAUGACAAUUGCUUCUGCGGACACUGCACAGGCCAAUUCUCAAACUUCUGGAUGUAGCUCAACUUUGGUCGCCCAGACGCAAAACAGCACAUUAUUAACACAGUCACCGGGACGCAAAAGAUGCACAUUGCCCACAGCUUUGGUGUAUGUCCGAAACACUAAAGGUUCUUACACAAUUUGCCGUGUGCUUUUGGAUAGCGGUUCUGAGCUGUUAUACGUUUCUGAACGAUGCUUCAACGCACUUGGGCUCGCACGUUCACCCUCAAGAAUUCUAGUUUCCGGAAUAUCUUCCGUCAAGGCCGAAACUGCUAGAGGAUUGGCCACGCUGCAUAUCAAAUCAAUGGUGUCACUGCAUACGAUUGUUGUCGCAGCCCAUGUGCUGGGCAAAAUCACAUCAUCACUUCAACAGGACGACAUUGACGAAACAGCCUUAGGAAUCUACGAUGGACUCCAGUUAGCCGAUACAUCGUUUAACACAUCUUCACCUGUAGACAUUUUACUGGGAAAUUAA
Messenger RNA from Drosophila takahashii, 1653 nucleotides. RefSeq lists its product as uncharacterized. The record is from RefSeq and is a predicted model, not a curated record. Lineage: Eukaryota; Metazoa; Arthropoda; Insecta; Diptera; Drosophilidae. Gene Ontology annotation, molecular function: nucleic acid binding; zinc ion binding.